Messenger RNA from Alnus glutinosa, 2024 nucleotides. Its product is annotated as MLO-like protein 3. Lineage: Eukaryota; Viridiplantae; Streptophyta; Magnoliopsida; Fagales; Betulaceae. The transcript has 15 exons. Gene Ontology annotation, cellular component: membrane. The coding region runs from base 184 to 1869 and encodes 561 amino acids. Gene Ontology annotation, biological process: defense response. The record is from RefSeq and is a predicted model, not a curated record.
GAGAGCGGCGGCCAAAGUCAAACAACAUUGAAGAGUUAAACGCUUCGAUCUUUUCAACUCUGUUUUUUUUCUUCUUCUUCGUUGUUCAUUCGACCCUUUUCCCCCAUUAAUCUUUUUCCUUUAUUAAUUUGAUCUCGGCCUCCUCCCGAUGCUAAACCAGCUCUCAAGAAGAAAUACUAGUAAAUGGCUGCCGAGGGAGGAGGAGGAACCAAUGUUUCUCUCUCUUCUCACACCCUGCAAGCCACGCCCGUCUGGGCUCUCGCCACCGUUUGCUUUGUCUUCAUCUCUCUCUCUCUUUUGUUGGAGCACCUGAUCCACCUCCUUUGCAACUGGCUCAAAAGACACCGAAAGACUGCUAUGUUUGAAGCAGUGGAGAAGCUUAAAUCAGUGUUGAUACUCUUGGGGUUCAUGUCGCUCAUAUUAACAGUAACUCAAAGACCCAUUUCCAAAAUCUGCAUAUCCACCAAAGUUGCAUACACCAUGCUUCCUUGCCACAAAAGUGCAUCAACAAGAACUACCAAAGCACUAGGGUUUGCUCACACAUGGACUACUGCCACGUCUCACGAACAUUCUUUGCCAGCGACAGAUGUUUUUGAGGAUGUUCCGUGGCAGCGGGAAAGAAGAUUGGCAGCAGCUGAUACAAGUAACGCUUCUUCUGAUCAUUGUGCUUCCCAGGGAAUGACCUCUUUUAUGUCACAAGAUGGGAUCCUUCAGCUCAACAACUUUAUAUUCGUGUUGGCUGUUAUGCAGAUUGUCUAUAGUGUUCUAACCAUGGCUUUAGGAAGGGCCAAGAUGAGACGCUGGGAAGCUUGGGAGAAAGAAACUCAGACAAUUGAUUACCAAGUAGCUAAUGAUCCUAAUCGGUUUAGAUAUACAAGACAAACAACAUUCGGGCGUCGGCAUACGAAUUCUUCUACAAAAUUUACAACUCUUCAUCUUUGGAUCAAAUGCUUCUUCCGUCAAUUCUUUCGGUCAGUGGCCAAAGUUGACUACCUCACUCUACGCCACGGUUUUAUCUCGGCCCAUUUGUCAACAAAAAACUCUUUCGAUUUCCAGAAGUACAUACAACGAUCGCUGGAGGAUGAUUUCAAAGCUGUAGUCGGCAUCAGCCCUCUCAUGUGGUUUCUUGUCGUCAUUUUCUUGCUUGUCGACGUGCAUGGUUGGCAUGUGUACUUUUGGAUAUCAUUUCUCCCGCUAAUUAUAGGUCUAGCUCUUGGAACCAAACUGGAAGUGAUAGUAGCAAGAAUGGCCCUUCAGCUCCAAGAUCAGAAUCUUGUAAUCAAAGGAGCACCUGUGGUGCAACCUAAUGACAAUCUCUUCUGGUUCAAUCACCCAAAAUUCGUCUUGACCUUUUUACAUUAUACUUUGUUUAUGAAUGCUUUUGAGUUGGCUUUCUUUGUUUGGGUCACGUGGCAAUAUGGGAUAAAGUCUUGCUACCAUCAAAGUGUUGGAUUCAUCAUUAUCCGGAUGAUAUUGGCGGUGGUAGUUCAAGUCUUAUGCAGUUACAUUACUCUUCCCCUCUACGCUCUUGUGACCCAGAUGGGCUCACAAUUCAAAGGCGCUGCGCUAGAAGAGCAAACAGUGCAUGUUGUAAAGCAAUGGUAUGCUGAAACGAGGGACAGAAGGAAAAAGCAACAAGAUUUUUCACAAACUGGUCGGGACCGUUCGUCGUCAACUGUAUCAAGCAGUAAUAGAACCACGGGUUCGCUGGAUUUGUCUUCUCAUCACCGGAGUCAUCCUUUUGGGGAAAUCGAAAUUGUUGAAGAACGUGAUCAUCAAGAAACUCACCAAGAUGAGCUUGAGCUAGGCAUGGUUUCAUCUAAUAUUGUGCAAAUAGAACUCUCAGAGGUCACUAAAAUUCCAAGUUAGUUUUGGAGAAGGAAGCUAAGCGGAUCAAGAUGAAAAACGGAACUGUGCAUUACAGAAUUGAAGCUUGCUUUUGAUUAUAAAUAUUCAUUCAAUAACCUUGUAUACUUACAAUUUGAAUGUUUUGAUCUUAUAUAUGUACAUAUUUUCUUUCAAAA